Drosophila arizonae is the source of this 1528-nucleotide messenger RNA. RefSeq names its product WD repeat and FYVE domain containing 2 (gene Wdfy2). Lineage: Eukaryota; Metazoa; Arthropoda; Insecta; Diptera; Drosophilidae. Gene Ontology annotation, cellular component: early endosome. Gene Ontology annotation, molecular function: metal ion binding; protein binding. The record is from RefSeq and is a predicted model, not a curated record.
GGUCACACUGAUCGUAAUUUUUGGAUAAAAUCAGUUUAUUUGUGAUUCAUUCAUUUAUUCGUUUAAGCAAAUUAUAAUAGCAGAUAAUAUUGAAGGCUUUUCGGUGUUAAUUUAACCAAUUCACACGGACAUACACACACACACACACGCACUAGCUGCAUUUGUUAUAGAUCCUAACUCUCGCUCUCUCAGUAGAAGAAUGGCAGCCGAGAUAAAACCAGCGCAACGCAGCAACAACGAUCGCUUUUUGUCGACAAAAAAGCCGGAGUUGCUUAGCAAAUUAGAGGGCAGCGGUGACGAUGUAAAUGCAGCUAUUUUAAUACCGGGCGAAAAUGGGGUCAUUAGCGUAUCUGACGACAAAACUGUUCGUGUGUGGCUUAAGCGUGACUCUGGACAGUACUGGCCCAGCAUUUGCCAAUAUAUGCCAUCGGGCUGCACGGCCAUCGAAUACGUGCCGGAGCAACGCCAACUUUACAUUGGUCAGGACAACGGCACCGUCACCCAAUACACACUGUCCGAGGACUGCAAUCGCUUAUCAUUCAUGCGCGACUACUUGUCGCAUCAGGGUCGCGUCGUAGCCGUCGUAUUCUCGAAAACCCACAACUGGAUACUCUCCGCUGGCAAAGAUAAACAGUUCGCAUACCAUUGCACGGAAACAGCGAAACGGGUGGGCGGAUACACGUUCGAGACGCCCUGCACAGCACUCCAGUUCGAUGCGUUGGCCAAGUACGCCUUCGUUGGAGAUCAUGCGGGUCAGAUCACAAUGCUGCGCUGCGAGGCACAGGGCGUGCAGCUUAUCACCACAUUCAAAGGACAUACUGCUGGUAUUCGCUGCUUACGAUGGGUUGAAGGACCACAGCUUUUGUUUAGUGGCGCCUGCGAUCAAUCUGUUAUUGUUUGGGACGUUGGCGGCAAGCGCGGCACAAUCUACGAACUGCAGGGCCAUAGCAACAAAGUGUCGGCACUAGCGUACGCGAAUCACACUCAGCAAUUGAUAUCGUGUGGCGAGGACUCGGUGGUCGUGUUUUGGGAAAUGAAUGCGAUGCGCAAGGAGGUGCCGGGCUGGGUGGAGUCCAAUAAUUGCCAGCUGUGCUCGAGGCCAUUCUUUUGGAAUUUCCGCUCUAUGAUGGAUCAGAAACAAUUGGGCAUACGACAGCACCAUUGUCGUCACUGUGGCAAAGCUGUUUGCGAUAACUGUUCAUCGAACCGUAUUAAUAUUCCAAUAAUGGGCUUUGAAUUCGAUGUGCGCUGCUGUGAUCCCUGCUUCAAGCAGCUGCAGACAGUGGAGCGACCCUCUCUGGCAGCCUUUCACGACGCCAAGCAUUCUAUUGUGCACAUGGAUCUGGAUGAGGAUCGGAAGCGUCUACUCACAGUUGGCCAGGAUCGGUUGAUCAAGGUGUGGGAUUUGUCUACCAUUUGGGCAUAAUAUUUAUUUGCUAUAUUAUAUACUAUCUACAAGGAUAGCAUGACUUCAAUUUCUAAAGAAAAUUAUAAUAUUGUAUUGUAUGAAACUAAAUAAAAAACAAAA